GCGGGGAGGGAGCGGGGUGCAGGCUCACAAGCCCGAGCGCGCGCCCAGGGGAGGGCUGAGGUGUGCGGGAGGGGGGCGGCCUCCGGGACCCUUCCCCUCCCCCUGGCCUUGGGGAGAGCCCCCGUCCCCAGGAAACCUCCCGGACGCAGGCUGCCUUUACGCGGCACAGUGAGGGGUCGUUGCAGGCCCCCCGCCGCCCCCCCCCCCGUACGCCCCCUGCCUCCCGGGGGUGCGGCUGAGACAAUGAUCAAGUCCAGUUGGUUCUAUGUCAAGUUCAAGUAUGCCGAGAAGCUCAAGCCAGGACAGAACAGCUGCCGAGACAGCGACAGCGAGAGCGCCAGUGGAGAAUCCAAGGGAUUCCACCGGACCAGCUCCAGGGAAAGACUUAGUGAUAGUUCAGCGCCUUCCAGCUUGGGGACCGGCUACUUUUGCGACAGUGACAGUGACCAGGAGGAGAAGGUUUCUGAUGCCAGCUCAGAGAAGCUUUUCAACACCGCUGUAAACAAAGAUCCGGAGUUAGCCGCCGGCGCGGUGACCGAGCAUGACCCCCAGGAUGCGGGGCCCGUUGUCCCGAAGAUCUCGGGAUUAGAGCGCAGCCAGGAGAAGAGCCAAGAGAGCUGCAAGGAGCCCAUCUUUGAGCCCGUGGCACCUAAAGACCCCUGUCCUCAGGCAGCGCAGCCGGAGCCGCAGCUGCGGGCGCCAUCCCCGGGCCCAGGCCCUGUCCUGCUCCAGCGCACGGAAGCUCUUCCUCAGCCUCCGCCCCAGGCCCCUCCGCCGCCGCAGGCCCCUCCGGAGGCCCAGCUGCAGCCUCCCCCCCAGCCUCAGGGGCAGCGGCCGGCCAGGCCUCCGUCACCCCCCCAGACCGUCCACCAAAGCCUCCCCUCAGUGCAGCCGCACCCCUCGUCUCAGAACCUCUCCCAGCCCUUGUCGGCUUAUAACAGCAGCAGCCUGAGCCUCAACAGCCUGAGCAGUAGCAGAAGUAGUACACCUGCGAAGAAUCAGCCCCCCCAGUCUCAUCUGUCCCACCAUCCCUCGGCCUCCCCCUUCCCCCUCUCUCUCCCCAGCCACAGCCCCCUCCACAGCUUCACGCCCACCCUCCAGCCCCCUGCUCACUCUCAUCACCCCAAUAUGUUUGCCCCGCCCACGGCUUUGCCUCCUCCUCCUCCAUUGACGUCAGGGACUCUGCAGGUUCCGGGACACCCGGGAGGAAGCACUUACUCAGAGCAAGACCUCCUGCGUCAGGAGUUGAACACGCGUUUUCUGGCCUCGCAGAGUGCUGACCGCGGGGCCUCCCUCGGCCCCCCGCCCUACCUGCGGACCGAGUUCCACCAACAUCAGCACCAGCACCAACACACGCACCAACACACGCACCAGCACACCUUCACGCCCUUCCCCCACGCCAUCCCGCCCACGGCCAUCAUGCCGACGCCAGCACCGCCCAUGGUGCGUACCCCAGGCAGAAAUUUUGACAAAUAUCCUACAAAAGUUGACCCCUUCUACCGUCACAGUCUGUUUCAUUCAUAUCCUCCUGCCGUCUCGGGCAUCCCCCCUAUGAUCCCACCUACUGGUCCCUUUGGGUCCCUGCAAGGAGCAUUUCAGCCCAAGACAUCUAAUCCGAUCGAUGUUGCUGCUCGACCUGGGACAGUCCCUCACACUCUCCUACAAAAAGACCCGAGGUUGACAGAUCCGUUCAGGCCAAUGUUAAGGAAACCAGGGAAAUGGUGUGCAAUGCACGUUCACAUUGCUUGGCAGAUUUACCACCAUCAGCAGAAAGUCAAGAAACAGAUGCAAUCAGACCCACAUAAACUGGACUUCGGAUUGAAGCCUGAAUUCCUGAGCCGCCCACCAGGUCCCAGUCUCUUCGGAGCCAUCCACCACCCCCAUGACCUGGCACGACCGUCCACUUUGUUCUCUGCUGCUGGUGCCGCACAUCCAGCCGGGACCCCUUUUGGGCCCCCACCCCAUCACAGCAACUUCCUCAACCCAGCUGCUCACUUAGAGCCUUUCAACAGGCCGACUACAUUCUCUGGGCUUGCAGCAGUGGGUGGCAAUGCCUUCGGGGGACUUGGAAACCCGUCAGUUACACCCAACUCAAUGUUCGGCCACAAGGAUGGCCCCAGUGUGCAGACCUUUAGCAACCCUCACGAACCCUGGAACCGGCUCCACCGAACGCCUCCAUCGUUCCCGACCCCUCCGCCCUGGCUGAAGCCGGGGGAGCUGGAGCGCAGCUCGUCCGCAGUAGCUCAUGACAGAGAUAGAGAUGUAGAUAAACGAGACUCAUCCGUUAGUAAAGAUGACAAAGAAAGGGAGGGCCUUGAGAAGCGACACUCCAGCCACCCUUCACCAGCACCCGUCCUCCCAGUGAACUCCCUGGGGCACCCCCGCGGCUCCGCUGAGCAGAUGAGGAGUCAUUUGAACGCCGAGGUUCGCGAGAAAGACAAACCCAAAGAGAGAGACAGGGAACACUCCGAAUCCCGGAAAGACCCCAGCGCCGAGGAGCACCCGGGGAAGGACGGCCACCUCCCCGAGAAGGAGCCCCACGGGCACGACGGCAGGGCCGUGGCCGACGAGUCCAAGCAGAUGUCCAGGGUCCCGUCCCCGUACGCCCGGCCCCCCGCGGUGGAGAGCGCCCGGCCCAACAGCACCUCGAGCCGGGAGGCCGAGAGGGAGAACCCCAAGAAGGGCGGCGCCGAGGUCAAGGUGAAGGAGGAGCGCAAGGAAGACCACGACGUGCCUCCAGAGGGACCUGCGGCGCACCGGCCCUCUGAGCCGCCGCCGCCCCCCGUCUCCACGACGUCCAGCGUGCACGCGGGACCCUUGGCCUCCAUGCCCAUGACCGUGGGAGUGACCGGCAUCCACCCCAUGAACAGCAUCAGCGGCCUGGACCGGACUCGAAUGAUGACUCCGUUCAUGGGCAUCAGCCCCAUCCCAGGAGGAGAGCGGUUCCCCUACCCUUCUUUCCACUGGGACCCGAUCCGGGAUCCGCUGAGGGACCCCUACCGAGAACUGGACAUCCACCGGCGCGACCCCCUGGGCAGGGACUUCCUGCUGAGGAACGACCCCCUCCACCGCCUGUCCACGCCGCGCCUGUACGAGGCCGACCGGUCGUUCAGGGACAGGGAGCCCCACGACUACAACCAUCACCACCACCACCACCACCACCCCCUGUCCGUGGACCCCCGCCGGGAGCACGAGAGGGGCGCCCACCUGGAUGAACGGGAGCGGUUGCACAUGCUCCGGGAGGACUACGAGCACGCCCGCCUGCACUCGGUGCACCCCACCGCCCUGGACGGCCACCUCCCCCACCCCGGCCUGAUCACCCCGGGCCUGCCCAGCAUGCACUACCCCCGCAUCAGCCCCACCGCCGGACACCAGAACGGACUCCUUAACAAGACCCCUCCCACGGCAGCGCUGAGUGCCCCGCCCCCGCUCAUUUCCACGCUGGGGGGCCGCCCGGUCUCCCCGCGGAGGACUACCCCUCUGUCAGCAGAGAUGAGGGAGCGCCCUCCUUCCCACACUCUUAAAGAUAUCGAAGCUCGAGAAACAUCUUUCUUAGCAAGUUAGACCCCAGGCUCUGGAGCCGUUCACCUGAAGUCAUUGUUUGUGGGCGUUCGAGAAAGUACCGUCUCCCGCGUUGGGACACGGGGCAGCCGCUGACAGAGGGGAUGGGAUUUUCAGAUGCCAGAAUCUGGUGAUAAACGUACUCUUGUUUCAGUCAAAUAUUAGGAAGAAGUCCCAAGAUCUUGUAGUUCUACAAACAUACCUCCUCUUGUUGAGAACCAUGCUUUUUUUUUUUUUUUUUUAAAUUCCCCUUCUCCCCCCGAGUGUAUCAUUUUCCCCUCAGUGCAUUUUUUUUUUUUAAAUAAGGCAUUUAAGAACACCCGAACAAAUCCUGAAAGAAAGCUAAUUGUUUUCUAAGAUGAUGGAUAUGUUUUUACUGUGUUUGAUAGUUAAUGAAUUGAAGAUGCAAAUUUCUCAUUGUGGUUCAUUGUAUUUCAGUUGGUAAUAAAGUCUGGGAAGAACCUAACAGGUCAGCCUUGUUGUAUAUAUACAGACAACCAGAAGGCAACACAGGCUGGGUGAAAAGAUUUGUUUUAAGGUUUGCAUCCAUCUUCUGUCUCUUCAUAACACUUUUUAUAAUACAUUAAGCUUCUUGUCCACAUAUUUGGAGAGAAUAUGACUUUACUAUCAGAGAAAAUACAAUAUAUCUUGUCUACUGGACUGUAAAAUAUAUGUAUGAAAUAAAAUUAGUUCCAUUGGUCUUCUAGCGUAUUAAAGUGCUAUCUGAAGUUGUUAUCCUGUUUUUGCAAAAAAAACAAACAAAUAAAAAAAAAAACAAAAAACAAAAAGCAAAAAAAAAAAAGAAGGAAAAAAGAAAAGAGAAAAAAAGUCUUAAGUACAGAAAACAGUUGUUUCUAAUGAGCAGAGAGAUCUAUUUUAGUAGUAAACUGAAGGUUUAGUUGUGAGCUUCAGGUUUGUGAAUUCCAGAUGUUGUGCAGUGUUUUUUUUUUUUAAAGAACAACAGCAACAGGAAAAAAAAAAACCCGACGAAUAUGUACACUGGAACUGUAGUGGUAGUUUUCAGUAUUGUAAAGAGAUUGUUCUAUACCAACAUUUUUGCUGUUUAUCCUGUAUGUAAUAAAGUCCUUUCUAGACCCUAUGUGAAAAAGAAAAAAUGAAGCGGCAGGUUCUUCAGCAUGUUUCUCAUCAGCGGAGACUUCUUGUGUAAUGUAAAGUGUGCCAUGUUAUUAAAAAAUGUGAACUAAACGCCC
This is a messenger RNA of Sarcophilus harrisii (Tasmanian devil), 4772 nucleotides long. RefSeq names its product activator of transcription and developmental regulator AUTS2 (gene AUTS2). The record is from RefSeq and is a predicted model, not a curated record. Bases 244 to 3564 code for a protein of 1106 amino acids. Lineage: Eukaryota; Metazoa; Chordata; Mammalia; Dasyuromorphia; Dasyuridae. The transcript is spliced from 19 exons.